GAGAAAUGAUUCUUGAUACUUUGUUGACGCUUACUGGAGGCGGCGAGUGUAGAAAAGAACAGCGAGUAUCUGACAAAGAGCGCUCUGCAUUGGACCUUCCUCUUUCGAAUGACCCCUCGUCCGACCCAAAAUCUGCUCAUAUAAGGGCGUAAAAUCUUGGCCCGUAAACCCAUAUUUCGGGCCAGAUUGUGUCGGUACUGUCGGUAUACAGCGCGCUGCAUUAUUUGUGUUUACCCCCUUAAGUUGGCAAUACUUGAGCGUCAGAUUAAGAAAAUUCAAAAGUAACGGGUUGAGUGUGAUCGAAUGUGUUACAAGACGCCUUGAAUUUAAAUCAAAUAUUAUUAUUUCUAAUAGCAAUAUAAUGACUGAAUUUAGAACACCGACGACGAAAAAGUACAAGAGUAGAAUGCAAGAUAAUCCAGAAUUGCAAACUCCUAUUAAAAUACCAGCCUCACCGUUUCUAGAACAAAUAGGUUAUGGAUGUGGUGUUGCUGUAUUUAGCUUGGAACGAUCGCCAAGGGUUGGUUUCGCUCGAUCGCCAUGGGCAAUAAAGAAAAGAAAUCACAAAGUUGAAGAUAGAAAGUAUAACGAACGUAUUCGAUUUGAAGCAGAAAUACUUCGUAAAUUAGAUCAUCCAAACAUUGUCGGUUUUCGGGCGUUCACCGAAGUUGCAAACGGUGAACCAUGUUUGGCAAUGGAAAAAUUGGACACUUCUUUAGGUGAUAGAAUAGAAGAGAAACUUGAGGUUGGCGAUGAUCAGUUUCCAGCUAAAGACAUAUUAAAAAUUGCAUAUGAAAUUGUAAAAGGAUUAGAAUAUUUACAUCACACUGCUCAUAUUUUACAUGGAGAUAUAAAAAGUUAUAAUGUGUUACUAUCUGAGGAUUACAGCAUAGUUAAACUUUGUGAUUUUGGUGUGUCUGUACCACUUACAAAAUCUUUAGAAAUAGACACUUCAAAAGGAGAUUUUUCAUAUGUAGGAACAGAGUGUUGGAGUGCACCUGAAAUAAUAUUUGAGGAUGGUCCAGUUACAAAUAAAGCUGAUAUUUGGUCAUAUGGCCUUGUGGUUUGGGAAAUGAUAGCUUUGUCUCCACCUCAUGUAGGAAAUAUAGAAACAGUUGAUGAUGAUUCAUUCAAGGAAUCAAUGUCAGAAAUGGAAACAACACUUGAUUUGGAAACUAGUGAACAUGACAAUAAAGAUGAGGGCAUUGAUUUUCUUAAAAAAAUGACCCAUGCUAUAUGUGGUACACGCCCUCCAUUACCUGCCAUUAAUCUAGGAAAAGAAUAUGAAAAAGUACUUGAAUUAUUUUUUGCAUGCACUACCAGUGAACAUAAUCUUAGGCCUAGUGCUAAAGGUAUUCUAAAAUAUUUUGAAAAUUAUAUAUAUAAAAAAAAAUAA
This is a messenger RNA of Colletes gigas, 1396 nucleotides long. RefSeq names its product lymphokine-activated killer T-cell-originated protein kinase. NCBI's taxonomy places the organism in Eukaryota, Metazoa, Arthropoda, Insecta, Hymenoptera, Colletidae. The transcript is spliced from 5 exons. Gene Ontology annotation, biological process: protein phosphorylation. The record is from RefSeq and is a predicted model, not a curated record. Gene Ontology annotation, molecular function: protein serine/threonine kinase activity; ATP binding. Gene Ontology annotation, cellular component: cytoplasm. The coding region runs from base 362 to 1396 and encodes 344 amino acids.